Messenger RNA from Paramecium tetraurelia, 1362 nucleotides. RefSeq lists its product as uncharacterized. The transcript is spliced from 4 exons. The record is from RefSeq and is a predicted model, not a curated record. Lineage: Eukaryota; Ciliophora; Oligohymenophorea; Peniculida; Parameciidae. Gene Ontology annotation, molecular function: ATP binding; protein serine/threonine kinase activity. Gene Ontology annotation, cellular component: nucleus; cytoplasm. Gene Ontology annotation, biological process: mitotic DNA damage checkpoint signaling; protein phosphorylation.
AUGUUAUCUUAUGAGAACGCUCUUUUCACUGUUUAAGUUACAAGAAAACAUUUCUUCAAGGAUAAAAACUAUUCUCUGUAUUUGUUCAAUGAUGAACUUGUUAUGACAGAUGACAUCACUAAAUAACCUAAGUACAAUCUCAAGAUGAAUCUCACUACUACAAUAAAGUGGAUUCUGGAAGUAAAACGCAUCGUGGGCUUCGAAUUUUCAUAUAAUAAUGGUUACAAGAUAGUCUAUGGAUAAAAACUCAAUUUACUAAAAGAAAUGAUAGCAGGGAAAAUAUUUUAUCAGCCGAUCCUUUCGUUUUAUCAAUUUUAGAUGGAGAUGGGAAGUGGUAUGACAGGAUCUGUAUACAGAUGUGUAGCUGCUGACAAUGCUAAUUUAUACUAUGCCAUAAAAAAGAUUGAUAAAUUGAAGAUUGCUCAACAUGAGGGUGGAAUUCCAUAGUUAGUGCACGAACUCUCUCUCUUAUCUUCUCUAUCCCACCCAAACAUAGUCAAACUAAAAGAAACCUAUGCAGACAAUCAAUAUUAUUACAUAAUCAUGGAAUACAUCAAUGGCAGAACCCUAUAUUCAGAACUAUCCAGUCGGCAGUAUGGACUUUCGAUACUGUUUGAAAUUAACUCAUAGGAAUUGUUGGAAGCAGUUUCAUAUAUCCACGAUAAGGGAGUGAUGCAUAGAGACAUCAAUCCACUCAAUAUCAUGAAAGCUGACACAGUAAAGUUGAUAGAUUUUGGACUGGCGAGGAAAAUAAAAAACCAAUUGAAUUUUCCUACCUCAGGCACUCCUGGCUAUAUGGCUCCGGAAAUCAUUAAUUAUAAUAAGGAUAAGCAAUACGAUGAGAAGGCUGACAUCUAUAGUCUCGGAUGUCUACUCUACAAAUUGUAACAACAAAAUAUAAAUAUUAGAUUAACUGGUGAAAAUCUAUUCAAUACUAAAUCAGCUAAACAAACUAUUUAUCAUGCCAACAAAGAUGGAUAUUUCGAAUUAAAGAAACAACCUUAGCAUCCUGAAGUGAAUUCUGUAAAAAUGGAGCAGCUCUUUAUCUUGUUGCCCUACAUGCUUGAAACAGAUCCAUCAAAUCGAUUAUCAGCUAAGAUUUGUCUCGCAAUCAUCGAAGAGAUUGACAACAAUAAUCAAAAUGUAGAUAGACUAAUCAAAAAGAUUCUCAUUAGAAAAUCACUCAACACAACAACAAUCGAAGAACAAAGAAGUUGUGAACGAACAUCUAAAGGAAAGAUUGCCAAAUAAUCUAUCGAUGGAAUCUCUAAAAAAAGCUUGGAUGAACUCUCAAUCUUUACAAAAAAAGUUAUGGUUUAAAAUCAAUCAAAAGUCAUUCUCCCUCAUAAAAAGUAAGCUUGA